GCCCCGCCAGCCGCCCCGCGCGCGCGGCGGCAGCGGCAGCUCCAGCUCGGAGCCCGCCGGGGCACCGCCACCACCGCCCGCGGGCGCAGCCGCGCCGCGCCGGUCAUGGAUCCUUUUCCCAAAGACGGGGAGAGCGCGGCGGCGGCGGCCGCCGGGGGGGAGCCUAGCCGGGGCGCUGCCCCUUCCAGCGGGGUGGUGGUGCAGGUCCGGGAGAAGAAGGGCCCCCUGCGCGCCGCCAUCCCCUACAUGCCGUUCCCCGUGGCUGUCAUCUGCCUCUUCCUCAACACCUUCGUGCCCGGGCUGGGGACAUUUGUAUCAGCUUUCACCGUGCUGUGCGGCGCCCGGACCGACCUCCCCGACAGGCACAUGUGUUGUGUCUUCUGGCUGAACAUCGCCGCUGCUCUCAUUCAGAUCCUUACAGCAAUCGUGAUGGUUGGCUGGAUUAUGAGUAUAUUUUGGGGGAUGGACAUGGUCAUUCUUGCAAGCUACAAGGAGCAGGGGAUCCCUCAGCAGCUGUAGCGGCCGGGACGAGCAUGUUCAGAGACAGGCGGCGAGAGCUUUCCUCGGGCAGCUGUGGGCCAUGGACCUUUUCAUCACCAUUUUUCUUUUUUCUUCCUUUUUUUUUGUUGUUUUUUGAACCUGGUUCAUCUGCCCAUCCAGCGGAGCGGAGGUGCAGAGCAGCCGACAGCGACUUGCACUGACCCGGCGCAGAGGCGGCAAUGAGGCGCGGGUGCUGCGGGUCCGCGGGGGCCCCGGGCGGCCGAGGCGGAGCGGGGCGCCGGCGACGGGAACGGGGACACCUCGGCCGAGGAGGGCGCCCGGCUGGGCAGCCGCCCCGGGAGAGCUGCCGGCGGGAGAUGCGGCGCUCUCCGUCCUGCCGGCGGGAGGCUGCUGAAGACGUUUUGCCUCCUUUUAAGCUCGCCGUUAAAGAAAACCAGCUGUGAACAUCAAAUGCCAAGGAGCUAUUAAUAGAUAUAUAUACCGUAUGUAAAAGCAAAUGAGUGGCACUUUUUUCCCCCCGGAGUCCGUCCUUGACUGCUUUGGGUAGCAGAGGGGCUCAGCUCAGCCCCUUCUGCCGUGCGUGUAUUUAUGGGGCUCAGCGAAGCUCUGUCAUUGCAGAUGUCUUGAGAAAUUUGCUUGCUGUAAAUCAUAUUUUACUGCUGCCGCGACUCGGGCUGUCCCCUGCUUCAAGCUGCUGGAGCCACGAUGAGACCGGACUGACGGCCAGCCCCCGAGAAACUCCUUCAAGCGAAAGCCUGGUCCUCCACCAUGUGUUGCCUCCUCCGUGUUUAGGGUGGCGGGUGAUGCUGCGCGCUGUCAAAAACUUCUGUAAAAAAAUACUAGGGGGAAUUAAAAAAGAGAAAGACUUCUCCCCCUUUCCCCUGCGAGAGAGCUGCCGGCAGCGUCGACGUGCUUGGAAGUGGAGCCCGUUGAGGUGGUGUCUGCUGGCCGUGCCUGCACGAGCAUCCCCGCGGGCCAAAUUAAUCACCCAGCGCUUUUAUGCCUCUUUCUGAAGUGCGGCAGAGGGAGGCCACCUCCUCCAGGAUGCCGGCAGCCAGCACGGGCUCGAUAACUCGCCUGCUCUUUGUGGGAGUAGAUCUGCUUCGUCCCGUUAACUCCUACCACGCUGCGUUACACGGGCUCUGCAAAAUGCCUGGGCCCUCACCAGCUAAACCUGAGAUUGCAGUUAGCUACAGCUUUCAGUGCUUCCACCAAAAUCCCCUCCCUCGCUGAGUAUUUCCUCUGGUCACAUUUUCAGUACAGCAGAUACCAAAAGACUGUAACUGUGUUCUUUGUUGAUCCCUGCAUAAACCCAGCUCUGGAUCUGGUCUAAUGUGCAUGGCACCAGGCUAUUUCAGUAUCAUUUUUCACUGUAUAAAUAUAGAUGUUUUAGAUGCAAUCUUUACAGCUAAAGAGUGAUAGUAGGCAAUGAAGAAUAAAUGCAAUUGCUUCACCACCAUCAACCAGCAACAAAGUAUUGUCUGUUGCUCUCUCCUCCUUGUGAAAACCAGGUUUCUCAGAAAGGGCUUAAAUGAAGUAGUUCCUUGGUACUUGAACCUCGCCAGGCCGAAAGGCUGAUUUACAAUUUGAUGGAAAGUAAUUCCAGAUAGGAACAAAACCAAAUGCAUUUUUGAAAUUUGUGGCAAAUCAAAAAUAGUUUCCUCCUGGGUCAGUUGAGCCAUUUGAGCAUAGCGCUUGUUAAAAUCUUUCUGAAUCUGUUGGUGUUGCCAAACCUGUACUUAUCGUGGAAAAGGUGCUAUGGAGAACAGCCCCUGCCCGUCCAGUCCUUUGCCCGUCUGACAGCGCUUGCUGUGGUGGUUGAGCACGCGUGGAGAUUUCCAGCUUGCCAGCCCCGGCUUUUUGCCUGCAGUGGCUCUGGCUCGCAGACACGUGAGAGCGAGCGGUGGCCGUGCAGGAUGCCUCCAUCUGUGCUGCAGCCUGGACUUCCUCGGAAACAGAGCCGCACGCUCUUCCACGUGUGCGUCGGCUGUUGCAGGUUUUAUUGAAGACCUUUCGGUUCUGCUGGAAAUCGCCCCUCGUCGUGGUCUCUGCCCCAUGCACGAGGCAGCUCUGCAGGGACUGAAGCUGAAGCAUCGUGGUCUAGUUACUCAUCCGUGGCGGUUCUAUUCCAUCCUGCCGUUGCCUCCUAGGUGUUUCGGGGUGAUGUAUAUAUGCAUAUGGGUACAGGGUCCAAGCCCUGGCCGCUGGCCGGAGCCCGGUUCCCACGGGGUUUGGCUGCGCGCGGUCGCAUUGGUUUCCCCACCGCAGUGAGUAGGGGCUGAGCGCACGCGCGCCCACGCCUGCUGCCUCCCCCCGCAAGGCACUGGAGCCGCUCGCGCCGCGGUGGCUGGAGUCCCAGCCGAGCGCCGCGCUGUCACCGAGGAGUAUUUGUAUGCCUAUUUAUAUCGCGGAGUAUUUGAUUGUGACUUGCCGUGUUUUGAUACUGUGGAAUUUUUCUUUCUUUCUUUUUUUUUUUUUUAAGUUAAAUAUACUCUCUUGCUGUA
Molecule: messenger RNA, 3005 nt
Organism: Dromaius novaehollandiae (emu)
Lineage: Eukaryota; Metazoa; Chordata; Aves; Casuariiformes; Dromaiidae
Gene: STUM
Product: stum, mechanosensory transduction mediator homolog
Exons: 4
Coding region: 106-519 (137 amino acids)
Source: RefSeq, a predicted model, not a curated record